AUGUCCGGAAUACAUGAAUAUUUUAAACGAACCUUUUCGGAAUGGAAUAUUGAGGACUUCCUUAAUAAGUGCGAUAUAGAACAAUUUGAUAUCAAAAUAGAUCGUUACCUCAAAUCUCUUAAGAUUAUCGCAGAUUACGAAACAGGCAAAAGGAAAGAGAGAGCAAUUCUACUUCUAAACAAAUAUAGAAUGGCAAGUAAUAUCUUUUGUCAGAAAUAUAGUGAAAUAGUGGCGUGGCAGGGACUUUUUCGGUUUUUGUCAUUCAAGGGCGAUCGAUCCGAUUACCAAAUUGCAAGAAAAUGGAGAAAUAAUCACGACCAAACCGGUACAAUUGGUGGAUCCUCGUUUCACCUCCAUAAUCCUACCUUUACAGGGAACCCUCUGAUGGGCAACUCUGGUAGUAUUAGCGGUGGAUCUUUUAAUUUUUCCGAACACAAGUCAAAAAGAAACCAGGAAGAGAACAAUAAUGAAGAAUCAAAACGGAGAAAAAUGGAUGGUGAGGAUUACAAACCCUAUUUCCAUGUUAAAAUUCCUCCUCCACGCGUUGUCAUUCCUCCCCAUCCACCACGAACACCUGAACAACAAAUAUUUUCUUCGAGUUCCAUCGUUUCUCCCACCACAAGAAGUGAAAGUGAAGAAACUGACAAUGAUGAUUCUGACGCAGAUGAUCGAGACCCUAAAAAUUUCACAUUUGAUGAAUUUAUAGAUGGGAAGGAUGAAUAUGUGGAUCGUGAUUGUGUGGAUGAUGACGACGAUGAUCAGGAGAGAGUUUUCUUGAACGAUUCGGAUGGAUCUGAUAACUUUUAUGAUAAUCCCGAGAUCAAUAUCUCUGCAUUAUUCGCUUCAUAUCGUUCAAAUGCAUGUCAAAUUGCACGGAGUUUAUCCUACAUUCUGCUGUUGCAAGUCGACAAGUUCUCGGACCUUCAAAUACAAGAAUUUUCUAGAGAUACUCUAGAACAAUUACGGAAAAACAUGCGUAACUCAUACGCAGUGAAGACAAAAGUUGCACCAGAUGUUAAAGCAUUAUUUCGGGAAUACAUUGAAAUUGCGCUCGAUGAAGACCUCGGUUUGGAAGAUGUUGAAAAGGCUAUAGAAGGAUCAUUUGCGAAAUCUUUCCAAGAUACCACUGAUCAGAAAAAGUUUGGAAUCAUGCGAUUUAUUUUUUUACAGCUGGUUAAAAAUAUUCCCAUCAAUCCAUUGGAUGACCUUCUUAGUGAAGGCACUUUGACUAAUAACAUAAUAAGUCCGAUAUUGCGUUCUUUCUUUCAUAACGCCACAAUACAUCCAAGUAGAUGGCCAAAUACAGCUAGUAUGAGUUCGAAGGUUCGCAAGCUUGCCAAUUUUGACCCUUCACGGGCAAAACAGCCGGAUAUGAUCGGCAAUAUAGUGAAUAAUAACAAAUCUAGCUACGAAAUGAUGUUUGGAGAGAUAACCGGAGAAGGAAAAAACAAUAAAGCCAAGAAGAACAACUUGGAUCUCGUCAGAUUAGGCGUCUUCAUGAAAGAUGCUCUUGAUAUACUGGUUAAGAAGUUAGGAAAAGACCGUAUUGUUUUUUCAUGGCAAAGCAUUGUGACAUCAUGGACCGGCUAUAUUAUGGUUUUGGUUGCUCCCGGACUUUAUUUAAUGAUCGAUGUUGGCCAUACUGAGCUUCCCAAGUCUUUUCAGACCUGUGGACAGUUCAUCAAUGGUAUUGAUAAUUUAUUUACAUUUGCGGGAAAAUAUAAGUGUGAAGUCAAGAGGACUCGUGAUGAUAUUAAUCGAAUGAAAGAACAAAAGAAAGAUGAUGAUUCUAUAGAAGCCAUCAAAUGGUGUCGAGCUACGUUGGGGACGUCACAAUUCAGGAAACUAGUGAAAAGAAC
Molecule: messenger RNA, 1859 nt
Organism: Funneliformis caledonium
Lineage: Eukaryota; Fungi; Glomeromycota; Glomeromycetes; Glomerales; Glomeraceae
Source: the annotation of a GenBank genome assembly